Molecule: messenger RNA, 1504 nt
Organism: Stylophora pistillata
Lineage: Eukaryota; Metazoa; Cnidaria; Anthozoa; Scleractinia; Pocilloporidae
Source: RefSeq, a predicted model, not a curated record
GCAACAAGGUAUAAUGGGCCCGAAGGGAAACCAUGGUCCUCAGGGCAUUCAAGGACCUCCCGGACCUAUGGGCCCUCCUGGAGCUAGGGGCGAGCCUGGUAAAUCUAUCUCAGCUCCCUCUAUUGUGACAGCUCCCACGUCUAUAGUCGUGAAAGAAACUGGUACAGCCUCGUUUCAGUGCGAGGUUGAAGGGAAUCCGCAGCCAAAAGUCACUUGGCUAAGAGAUAACUCCAGUCUUCUCGCGGAUAAACGCAUUGUGUUAACUGAUGGAGGCCUGCUGAUCAAUGAUGUUGCGUAUAAAGAUGACGGAAACUACAUCUGUGUAGCAAGGAAUAUUCUUGGGGUUAUGACGUCAUUGGCUAGGUUGACUGUUCAAGUUGGUGCAUUAAUCAUCCAAAAACCCUCAUCUAUUAUUGCCGAAGAAGGACACAGAGUGAGUCUGGUCUGCCAAGCUACUGGAAAGCCGACACCAAAUAUCACGUGGCGAAAAGCAGUCGGUCACAUGUCAAAGGGAAGAUCAAGAGUUCAGAAUGGCAGGUUGGAAAUAACCAAUGUGACCAAAACAGACGGUGGAGACUAUAUAUGUUUGGCAAAGAACAUUAUUAAUGAGGACUCCGCCCAUACACUAGUCAUCGUGUUUGAACAACUCAAGUUUACAUUACUCCCUCCCCUUCAACGCUCAGCCAUCCUCUCAGAAAAUGUGUUACUGACUUGCGAAGCACAAGGAGCAAGAGAGAUUGUGUGGCAGCGGACAGGCCAAGGUUUACCUUCAGGUCACGUAGUUUAUUCAAAUGGCUCCCUUCUUCUUAAAAAUGUUUCCCCGACUGAUACUGGAUCCUACACUUGCAUUGCGAGAAGUUUUCAUCGCUCCAUAACUUCAAGCACUUUGCUUGCGCUUGAAGUUCGAAAAUCAACCUCCUGUAGUAAAAUAAGAGCAUACAAUAGAGGAUUAUCUUCAGGUACUUAUAUGAUUUACCCUGAGGGCAAAGGAGAUAUGACACCCUUCAGCGUGUACUGCGACAUGACUGACAAAGGUGGGGUUGGUGUGACAGUCAUCAGUCAUGAUAGUGAGAGCAGAACUCAUGUUGGGAACAUUCCUGGGUGCAACGUGGGAAACUUAGGAUGUUUCAGUAAAGAUGUGCAAUAUACUGGAAUCAACACUUCUCAGCUAGCAGCGCUCACUACAGUCUCCCAGAAUUGUGAACAGUUUAUCAAGUUUGAAUGUAACAAUGACAUAGCGUUCGUUGAGGAAGGAGACGCCUGGUGGGUGUCACGUAAUGGAACACAGAUGAACUACUGGGGAGGAGCUAAAGGGUCUUAUAAGAUGUGCGCAUGCGGAGUAACAAAUUCGUGUUCCAAUGGUAAGAAGUGUAACUGUCGUAACAGUGGCAGUGGCUGGAGAGAGGACAGCGGUUUGUUGACUGAUAAAUCUGCUCUGCCUGUGACACAAAUCAGACUCGGAGACUUGGAUGGCCCAAGCGAAGANUUUCAUCUCUUUUGCUAA